AUGGCGUUAGGUUUUUAUCAAGGAAUCGUACUUGGUGAACGUGGUCCGACAAUAAAUAUUAAUAAUAUAUUUUGUUGUUUUUAUCAAAAUUAUAAUUUAGUUGAAUUUAUUUCUUGUUAUUUGAAUCAUGAUAUUCGAGAAUGUGGUAUUCCAUCAAAAUAUCAAUUAAUUGUUGGAAAAAUUUUAGAAACUCUUUGGCUUCUAUUACCACGUGCCGAUGAAAUUGGUCCUUAUCGUUUUCAAUCAUUUCAUCAUUCAGCAAAUGGACAUACAUUUAAUAAUAAUAAAAAUGAACAAAUUGUUAGCUGUAGUCAUGAUAAAAAAAAUAUUUACAUUAUACAUUAUCCAAAUUUACCUCUUAUCAAAUUAUACCAUCCAGAUUAUACAAAUCAAACAUGUAUUGUACCAAUGGAAUUCAUUACUGUUGAUCAAGGGCAAUUAAGUCUUGAACCAUUUACUACAAAACAAUAUGCCGAAAUAAAAAAAAUAAUUGCUCUUCGUCCUCAAGAAUGUUACGAAAUGAUUCAAAGUAUUACCAAUGGACAUUUAAAAAAUCUUGGUAUUACUGUUGAUAAUGAAAUGUUAAUGGUACCAGCUCGAAUAUUACCACAAUUACAAAUUAAAUAUAAUGAUGUUAUUGAACGAGUCCAAAUUGGUAAAUGGUACUUAGAUAAUCGUUUUAAUAAAGUACGUGAAAUACGUACAUGGGCUGUUGUUUUUAUUAAUCAACGUAAAUUAGAUAAUCGACAAAUUGAUUUAACAAGAGAUUUUGUUCAAAAAAUUCGACAGGCUAUGUCAAAAUAUGCUAUUCAAUUUAAUUCAUCACCUAUUGAAAAAUCUGAUGUAGCUGUACCACAAACAAUUUUAGCUCAUAUAAAUGAACUAAAAAUGCAGGGAUGUGAAGUUAUUAUUUAUAUUCUUAAUCAAGUGGAUAAUGAUAUUUAUGAUGUUAUUAAAGAUUUUGAAAAUGUUCAAACUGAUACCAUAAUUCAAUGUGUACUUUUCGAUCAACUUAUGUCAAUUAGUGACUCUUGUGACAUGAAUAUGUAUAUUCAAAAUAAUUUGGUCAAAGAACUCCGUGCUAAAUUAGGUGGUGUCAAUCAAUUUGUUUCAUUGAUGCGUGCAUUAACAUCACCACCAGCUCGAUCUGAUAUAUUUAUGUUUUUUGGAAAAAUAUCACUUGAAAUUAUCGAAGAUUUUCAUAUUCAUGUUGAUUAUUUUUUACGUGUGUUUUCAAAUUAUAACUCACAUUUACCAAAUAAACUUGUCUUUUAUCAAGUUGGCCGUCAUAAUCAAUCAUUUCAGAAUAUACUUAAUCAUCAAUUACAACAAGCUAUUCAACGAGCAUGUCAAGAAUUAUAUGGUCAUAAUUCAAUACUUCAAAUUUGUUUUGUUCUUGUUAAAAAAAAUCAUAACACACGUUUUUUUAUUUUGGAUAAACAAUCUAAUCGAGCACAUAAUAUUCAACCAGGAACAGUUGUUGAUACCGAUAUUGUUCCACCAAAUGGUUUUUAUUUUUAUCUUAAUUCUCAUGCACCUAUUAAAGGUACAUCACGUCCAGUGCUUUAUCAAGUAUUAUAUGAUGAAAUUGGUUUUACAUCAGAUGAAAUUCAACAAUUAACAUAUUAUUUAUGUCACAUUGAUGUUCGAUGUCGAAAAGGUAUACUUGUUCCAGCACCAGUUUAUUAUGCAACACAAUGUGUGUCACAUCGGCGCUAG
Molecule: messenger RNA, 1719 nt
Organism: Rotaria sordida
Lineage: Eukaryota; Metazoa; Rotifera; Eurotatoria; Philodinida; Philodinidae
Source: the annotation of a GenBank genome assembly